This is a messenger RNA of Coturnix japonica (Japanese quail), 7373 nucleotides long. It is a transcript of the gene IL18R1, whose product is annotated as interleukin 18 receptor 1. Gene Ontology annotation, molecular function: interleukin-18 binding; interleukin-1 receptor activity; interleukin-18 receptor activity. Gene Ontology annotation, biological process: positive regulation of type II interferon production; interleukin-18-mediated signaling pathway. The record is from RefSeq and is a predicted model, not a curated record. NCBI's taxonomy places the organism in Eukaryota, Metazoa, Chordata, Aves, Galliformes, Phasianidae.
AAUGCAGAAGUUGUCACUUUUUUUAUAUUAGUGGUUAGUGGAAAAAUCAGAGAUACACACUCAAUAUCAUCCUACAAGUAUUAUCACAGCUGUAAAGCUGUGGUAUUCUUUUACAAUACACACAAACUAGUGAGUAUUUAAAUUGGCAUUUUUAUAUUUCAUAUUGUCUUGGAUACAUAGGAACUACACCAGGCAAUCUGGAAUAAUGAAAAAGAAGUGUGCCUUGUGUAAAAAUCUCUUAUGUCUCCAUAAAAAGCUCACAAAUCUUCAGAUGGUCAAAACAUAAACUACACAGCAAAAAAAAACCCACCAAAUUUGUUGUAGAAUUAGAACUUUCACCUAGAGACUUAAUGCCCUUUAACUUCUGCUCCAUGCUUCCCUAUUCUUGGUACCACUGAAAAUGGGAGAAAAGAAAAUUUGCUUUCAUUUAUUAAUAGAGAAGAGUCAGUACGACAUCUAGUGGCUGAACGACUACCAAAAGAUUGUGGACAACUAGAAAUCAAUUAAUGAAUGCUGUUAGAAUCAAACACAGUGAAAUUUUUGGGGUGUACAUACAUAAUCUCCUGGAACCCAUGUAUCAGCUCAGAAUAUGACACUGAGAAUUCAGUGUUGACCUUCUUGUGUUUUAAAGGAACAGAAGUGUCUUCUUGGCCUGUGACAUGUAAGAGUCAGGAAUGAGCUUUGACUUUGUUCACUUGAUUAUAUUUGGAUGAUAAAACGUUUUACUGAGAGAGUGAAACUGGGAAAUUUUUCACUGAGAGACUGGUGAGGUGCUGGCACAGGCUGCCCGGAGAAGUUGUGGGUGCUCUGUCCCUGAAGACAUUCAAGACCAGGGUGAAUGAGGCUCUGGGCAACCUGAUCUAGUGCCUGAUUUAGUGGCUGGCAACCUUGCCCACAGAAGGGGAUUGGAAAUAGAUGAUCUUUGAGGUCUUUUCCAACCCAAGCCAUUCUGUGAUUCAAUACAUAUGUAAAACUGAUAUAUGCUGUUGAAAAAUUAUGCUUGAACAACCACACGCUCCUGAUCCUUGAGAGUGUCAGAAAUAGAGCUAUUUCACAAUUUUUUUCUAGUCUUUACAGAUCUCAGUCUCUGGAAAGUUAUGAAGCAAUAUUCCUUUCAAAAUAUGUGAAACAGAAGAUCUCAAGGAACAGAGAGUAUGGAUUUAGGGGAUAACAUUCAUCUCCAGCCACACUAUGAGCAAUGGGAGAACACCAGAUGCUGCUCUCUUGAGUUGAGAAAGGCCUUUGACACAUAUUCAGUUUGUGAUAUACAGAUAAGUGGACAGUGAGUGGAAAAACAGUGGGAUGAAAAUUUAUGACAGAUCAAGAGAUUGUGAUCAGCACACAAACUUCAGCUCACAUUAAAUUACCAGUGACAUCAUUUGGCACCUAAUGUUGAUACUAAAACUUAUGAGCAUCCUUAUGAAUGACCUUGGAAAUGGAACAGAUUAUUAUAUAAAGAAAUUUUCAGACAUAAAUCCAAGAAGAGAUUAUUGACCCAUGGGAGUGCAGGGCUGCUAUUUUGCAUUACAACAGAACAGUGAUAUCAACAAGGUUCAACCCAAUGCAUGUGCAAAGUGUUGCAUCUGUGUUGGAAAAUUCCCAUUCAACAAUACAGCCUAGAGAUCAACUCAGUACAAAGCAGCUUUGCUACAAAGACUGUAGGUUUUGGUGGACACUGAGGUGAGUUUGAGUCAGUAGUGUGCUUUGUGACAAAGAAGGACAACUGCUGACUUACUGGAGCAAAAGCAGGGAAACGCCACCAAAAGCGCAGGAUGUUUGAGGGAGAGGACAAGAUCUCAUAUUUCUGUUUACAGGAAUCUGUACGAAAGGUAGAGAAAACUGAUGGAGCCAGAUCUUUUCAAAGGACCAUAGGAAUAGGAUAAAAAAAAAAUGCAAGUGAUAACUUAGAAUAUGGGAAAUUUCUAUUAGAAAUUUGGAGAAAGAUUUCACUGAUAGGUGGUCAAAUGUUAUCCCUAAAAGCCGUGGAAGCUUGAAAAACAUGCAGCCUUCAUAUUCUAAAACUACUGAAAAACUUAUGAGACUUCUACAGACAUGGUAUCAGUUGGGAACCUGCUUUUUGACAUCAGGAAUAGGUAAUGAUAAAAAAAUAUUGGAGUAUAAUGUAAUGCUCAGCUAAGAAUUAUUGUAACUCACAUGCAGAGAUAGCAGAAGCAAACUUAAAAAUACUGACAGUUAGAAGAAAGAACAAUCUUAGUCUGUGGUUACAAGAGCUGAAUGUGUUUCUCUAUAUCAAAGAAUCGGAUUCACAGUUUCAGUUAGUACCUUCAUAAUGUGUGGUGGAUGGAAAAGGGUAAUCAGCCAGGGCUGACUCAUUGGUGGAGCUUCACAGAAAAAUCUAUUUUUAAUAUCAGUGUGAACUUCCAUUUUCAUCAUGGCAUUUUCACCAUGGCACACUGAGCUGUGGUUAUUUUCACAGCUGAGCUACUUCGCUAUUGCAAACCUAUUACUUCUCCAUUAAAAACUGUAUUGAAAAACUGUAAACCUGAUUCUGCAUACGUUCACAAAACACAACAUUAGCUGAAAAGCACAGCUUUCCACAAUGCAGCUGAAAGUUCAGAAACUUCAGGGUAUUUCAAAAGCAAAUGAAUAUGGGAACAACUCAUGGAAAAUAUUGUUGUAAAUAGUAAAUAAAACAGAAUGGCCACUGUCAAGUCUUAUCCUGUCAAAUUAAAUAGCUGAUGACAUUUAACUUUACCAGUUUCUUGUCUGCUAAAUUGCUUUCAGUCUUGUGUAAAAUCAUUAUCAGUAUAAAUUGUAAAAUAUGAAAUAGUUACAGUAUAUGCUUUCUUUUAAGUUUUAACAUCAAGCACUGAGCCUUAAGAACAAUUAACACCGUGAAAUAUUGUGUAUGCAUUUAAAGGUAGUUACAGUGGGUCAGAUUCUCAGCUGACUUUCCUAGAGUUCUGAUUUUCAUUGCCUAAUGGUCUGAUUGUGUUUAUAUUGUCUUAAUCUCUGAUGAGAAAAACAAAUACGGUGAGACAGUAAAACUGUCCAGGGUUUCUCAGCUUCACCUCAGCAACAAAACCUGCAAAAUGCCAGCUCUGUGGAAUCCCUCCUUGUUUAAUGUAACAUGUCCCUCUCACUUUUACAGUGACAUCUCCUGUCAUUACUGGGAAAUUCUGUAAAAAGCGUAAAAAGAAAUAAAAAUAAAAAUAUGGCAGCUGUCACCAGACACGUUUCCGAAGAUGAACAGCGUAAUUCGAGAAACAAAGGAAAUCCCAACUGUAUGAAUUUGUUUCUGUUGCCAUCAAAAAGGCUUCAUUUAGAAGUAGAUGGAGCCAUCAGUCAGUACGUAUCAGAUAAACUAUUGGUGUGAAGUAAACAGUAGCAGACACUCAUUAUUCAGGAACAGCACUUAAACAGGAAGCUCAGCUCUCAGAAAUCCUCUGUGUAACCACAGCUCCAACAGGUGAGCAUUUGGCUUAAAAUCAGCCAGCUGUUGGCAUGGGGCUUGCUUAGGGGUGAAUGAUCCUUUCAGAGGAAUGGAACUGUGAGAUGUUUUGUGUCUUGAAACCUUGCAUCAUUUCACCCCCAGAGGGGACAUCGGGUCAGAAAGAACAGCUCUGAAAUCAGGACAGUCUUGUACAGGAGCAGAUUUUCCCUUUUCCUGCAGAUUGUAAUUUGUCAGUCUUUGUGGUUUUUUAUAUCUUUUUGCAGUGUAUCAGCUUUAUUGUUUAUCUCUUAGCACACUCUCAUCCUCAAACGGCUGCUGAGGGGGGACGGAAGUUGUAGCAGAGAUAGAAGCUGCUAGUGUGCACACUCCUGAAGCUCCAUCCUGCUUUCAUCACACGUCUCAGAACAGAGUCCCGCCACAAACCUUCAUCAGAAGAGCAGAAGAAGAGGUGUUUCCAUCAAAAACAAACGAAGACAUCACCUCAAGCCCUCCCCUCCUGUAAAGGCUGUGAGAGAGAAUCCCCUCUGCUCAGACACAGCCCAUCUCGCCUCAUCUGCAGGCAGGGCCCUGAGAGCACUCUCCAAGCCAGGUAACCCCAGCCCACAAGCCAGAGCUUGUGUCCAGGCUGCUGCCUUCUAACCCAACUGGGAUGCACCCGCCGCCUGCCAUGCUCCACUGCCCCAAGCAGGAAGGGGAGGUGCUGCGCAGGCUCCUGGUGGGUAGGGUGCGUCUCUAAAAUGCUUCCUUUAGAAAAGUCCGUGUUCAGAAAUUGCUGUUACUUUUCCGAGCGAUACAAGCAAAAGUAAAAAUCUCACUUCUGUUUUUUCCAUUCUCCUCCCUGUGCUCAUCAGUUAAAAAAAAAAAAAACAAACCAACAAAACAAGAACAGAAAAAAAAAGUGAUAAUUCCACUCUUGCUUUUUCUGGAGGUUUCUCACUCUGAGCAGUUUUCGUAUUGACUCACUGCAAGAUUGAUGAGUUUCAGUGCUGAAUUCAGAAGGUUUGUGAGUGCAGCCUGUAAAUGCCUGCUGUUUGGAAGGUUACCUCUGCAUCACUGUCAACCUGCAUAAAUGGUUUUGAGACCUAUCAAGGUUCAGACAACUGCUUGCUAGAUCCUUUCUCUUCAUGAAUCCUGUGUGAAUUGUGGCACAAUGUAGUCACAUAGGAAAGAGACUGACAUUUCCCAAAAAGCCUUCCUGAAAGAGUUAUUUAUGGGAUGAUGGCAUACUUGUAAUGAGUUGUGGGUAGAGCAACUUCAUAUCUUAAUGUCAUUCUGGAGUAUUACUUGAAAUGCAAUAGCCUACUUCAUCCUGCUUGUUUCUACCACGGGAAGUUUCUGGCUGUAAAUUUUGGACAGGUGGCUUAUAACAGUAAGCUUUCAGUGUGACCAAGAAGAACUCAGUUUCAUUUUUUCUGGAGAAAAAGUGAGAAGUAACUCAAAGAAAUGACUCUCAUGUUUUUUUUCUUAAUUUUUAUCACCGAAACAGCCACAGAGAAGCUGUGCCCUCUUCGUGCCUCCAUUGAUGUACUAGAAGGGGAGUAUUUUUUCCUUUGUUUUCCUGAGUCAAAACGACAACAUUCUUGGAAAGAAGAAUACACAAUAAACUGGUACAAAGAAGGUGCUGGAAGGCAGAAGCAAAUAAAGGAAACACACAGAAUUGUAUCCCAAAUGAAUUUUCUGGAGUUUUGGCCAGCUGAACUUGGUGACUCUGGGAAUUAUUUUGUCACUCAAAGCAAUGGAAAACGAAAUUUCACAAUUCAGAAGUGGACCUUGAAUGUACUUGAAAGAAAUAAAAGCAGCUGCUUCAAUCAAAAUCAUUUAACAACUGAAAUUCAAAAUGCUGGAACUGGUUAUUCAUUGAAAUGCAGUGAUCUGUCUGUCAAUGAAAAUGACAGCAUAACAUGGUAUAAGGACUGUAAGAACUAUGAAAAUGAAAGCGGGCGGGAACUGGACUUUAAAACCUUAUCAGUUCAGCACUCUGGAAUAUAUACCUGCAAAAUUUCCAUCAGUCACCAAGGAAAGAUAUACCACAGCACGAAUACAAUUAGGCUGAUUGUAGAAGAAGAUGCACCAGAGACUGUAACUUUGGAGAUAGUUGGACGCGAUGAAGAAAUUCAAACUGAAAUAGGUAAAGAAGAGACACUCAACUGCACAGUUUUCUUGGGUUAUUACAUGCAAGAAGAUGUCAACCUCUACUGGUGUUUUAAUGAUACAUUUCCAAAGAAAUGUUCAGGUAUUCCCGAGGCUGACCCUCCAAUAUGUGAAGAAGAUUUAACAAAAUUACGUUUGGGAGACAAGUUUUAUAUCACAAGGUUUCUACGGAUUAAAAAAGUAAGAGAGGAGGACUUCCAUCACAAUUUCACCUGCAGAUUGCAAGCUGAUGAAAUAACGCACAUGAAAGUAGUGAAAUUGAAAAAAGGAAACACUCAAGAUUUGCCGCUGCAUGUAUUUACAACUGGAAUGAUACUUGCUGUACUCUUUCCAUGUGUUGCUCUGGCUGUGGUAGCUGUCUGUGUGAUGUUCAGAGUAGACUUAGUUCUAUUCUACAGGAACAUAAGCCAAAGAGAUGACACUGCUGGAGAUGGAAAAGAAUAUGAUGCUUUUGUAUCUUACCUGAAAGACUGUGUUUCUACUAGUAAAGAGGAGAGAGAAUUUGCUUUGAAGACAUUACCAAUGAUAUUAGAAGAAAACUUUGGGUAUAAGUUAUGUAUAUUUGAGAGAGAUGUAUCUCCUGGAGGAGCUGUUGUUGAUGAUAUCCAUUCACUCAUUGACAAAAGCCGAAGAUUAAUCAUUAUACUGAGCCAGAACUACAUUUCUGACAGAGCCAUAUAUGAACUUGAAAGUGGACUGCAUAAAGCUCUAGUAGAAAGGAAAAUGAAGAUUAUAUUAAUUGAAUAUAUGCCUAUAAGUGACUACGACUUCUUGCCAGAAUCACUGUCUCUUUUGCCAUCAAAGAGGGUUGUUCAGUGGAAAAAAGAUAAAUCUCUCCCAGUGAAUUCCAGAUUUUGGAAGACCCUUCGAUACCUAAUGCCUGCAAAACCUACCAAGUCAAACUCCAAAGGACACUGUAUGAAUCUAGAUCUAGGCUCAGAAGGGACUCAACCAUGGACUGGAGGCUGUGACUAUAAUACAGUCAUAUAGGAAUUCUAGAGGUGGAAGAUGCUGCAGAAAGCUGCCAGCUUCAAUAAAUUCGAAUAGAAAAGAUAAACUGAAAUUACUUUUGAGAGACAGUGCUCAUAACAGUCUGAGAUUUGGGAAUAAUGUUAGAAUCAUCACAUUUGUUAGAACCAUGUUAACUCCAGUACUAAAUUAUAUUCCAAAGGAUGUUUACUCAGCAGUCUGUACAAAGAGCUGAACACUUAUUCCACAACAACUUAAUUGUGUAACCUUUUGGUACUGCAUUUUCCUACCUGUAGAAUGACAUUAGUUAGGCAUACAUAUUACUGAUAUUUAGGUGCUUUGGGUUUUGUGUAUGGUUAUUUUCUAAGGAUCACGCUUGCAAGUAAGACUGAAUUGCUCCUUCUCUAGAAAGCUUGGCAGACAGGCUUUGAGCAGCACUGAGCAGAGAAGUGAAAACAGAGAAAGGCAGUAACAGAGGAGUCAGAUUUAAUCAGGCUGACUGUAUUCACUGCUGAGUAGUGCACCAUGGUAAAAGGAGACAAGGGAAAAUAGGGCUAUGCAUAUAUAAAUUAACAGCAAUUCUUAUUGCUCUUAGGUCCCAAACUGCUGACUUUAACCAAGGUUUAAACUGCCUGCUUUCUGUUUGCCAGUCUCUAGAGAAAUGAGGUUAUUAGUAAGGCUCUUAUAGAUUGUGGUUCUAUUGGUUUUCCUGAUGAUGUCUGUGUCAAUUCAUAUGUGAACUGACAUGAUUGUUGCUUUGAGAUCAUUUCAGUAAUUCCUUUAGCAUUUUUGUACCAUUCUUUUCACUUAAUAAAAAUUUAUUUCCCUCUGUGUACAA